Hylaeus volcanicus is the source of this 3641-nucleotide messenger RNA. Its product is annotated as ras-related protein Rab-30-like. Gene Ontology annotation, cellular component: trans-Golgi network. Lineage: Eukaryota; Metazoa; Arthropoda; Insecta; Hymenoptera; Colletidae. The coding region runs from base 403 to 1020 and encodes 205 amino acids. The transcript has 5 exons. The record is from RefSeq and is a predicted model, not a curated record. Gene Ontology annotation, molecular function: GTPase activity; GTP binding.
AGUGAGCCGAGACCUGAGACCUGCUGAGACCCAUGGGGGCCCUGGGGACUGAUGAAAACGUCAUUUUGACAGAAUGGCAGAAAGUUUGGAAAGAUAUUCUCGAUUUUUAUUGAGUGCACGUUCAUUUUUACUUUGCGAACAUGAACACAUGAACCGCCGUGUGUGUACAGUGAGUUACGAUUACGGAAAAACGAUGAUUGUGCAACAGUAAUGCCGUAAACAUUUUUAUUCUGUUUGAUACGUGUGAUCGAAAAGAAAAAUACAUCUGAUCGUAAGCGCGUAUAUUACGAGAUUUUUCAAGUAUUGGUUAACGUGAACAAUUGUGAAAAUUAUACAACUUGUUCUCGCAAAUGUAUCGUUAAUUUUACCCAGAAUUUUUGACCGUAACGUCGCACAGAUGUGAUGGAGGAUUAUAAGUUUCUCUUUAAAGUUGUGCUCGUCGGAAAUGCGGGCGUCGGCAAGACUUGCCUCGUGCGCAGAUUUACCCAAGGAUUAUUUCCUCCUGGUCAGGGUGCAACGAUAGGUGUCGAUUUUAUGAUUAAAACCGUAGAAGUAGAAAACGAGAAAGUUAAGCUUCAAAUCUGGGACACUGCUGGACAAGAAAGAUUUCGUUCGAUAACUCAAAGUUAUUAUAGGUCGGCUCAUGCUCUGAUUUUAGUUUACGAUAUUUCUUGUCAACCAACGUUCGAUUGUCUACCAGAUUGGUUACGCGAAAUCGAAGAAUAUGCGAGUAAUAAAGUUCUUAGGAUAUUAGUAGGUAAUAAAAUUGAUCGGGAAGAUAGAGAAAUACCGACGCAUGUCGGAGAAGAUUUUGCACAAAGACAUGGAAUGUACUUCUUGGAAACGUCUGCUAAAGAAGCAGAAAAUGUAGAACGUUUGUUCAUGGAAAUAGCAGCAGAACUCAUGGAGCAAGCACGCAGUAAAGAACUGCCUAGAUAUGACACAAAUACAACUUCGAUAAACGGGAAAACAACAUCGAUCGGUGAUACAAGUAACUGUGGUUGUAGUCGACUUUCUUAAGUAGCUUUUAUAUGUAAUAUUAAGUCACUCGUAAAAACAAUUUUAGUUGCUAAAUAUGUAUGUAGAACAUUAUCAUACAGUUUUUAUAGUGGACGAAGAUUGAACGCGAUACUAGUCAAUCUUCCAUAACAGAAAGAAAAAAGAUUCAAACACUAGCUCGUCUUUGAUAGUAUAUAUUAGCAUCUAGUGUUGUAUCGUAUAGAUUAUAUAGACAGUUUUGUUGCAAAAAGUAUUCGAUACUUCAAAUUGAAAUGAACUUUAAGUAUGUUGACAAAUAUUUGUUCGUCAACUAGCGUGUUUUCAUAGAGAUCGACUAAAGAAAUCUUUUUGUUAUGGUUUUAAAUGAUUGCACUAUAUGGAUAACAAAUAAGUUAGGGGCCUGUGUCUAGGCACAAUAAUGUUUCCAUUAACAGAAUUAUACUAUAUUUUUUAUAGUAUCUUUUGUUGUGUCGAAAAGUACAAAUAGAUAUUUCAUAUUUGGUGACUGAAUUCUUCAAAGUCAUCGCAGUGAUUAUAAGGUUUUUACUAAAAAUUCUAAGCCUAAUAUUGUCCAGGAUUUUUUCAAACGUGCAAUAUACAUAUAUUAUAAGUAUUUAUUACACUGCUGUAAAGUACUACCGAUGUUUGAUAUUAAAAACCAAACGAUUCUGUACGUUCUUAAAACGUAAUAAUUUACCAAAACUAUUACCAAUAAUCGUUUCUAUUGAUUAUAAUUGUUGAUUGUAAUAUUAGUGCACAUAAUUGACAGAUUUCCUUAGUAGCAUUUAUAUUACCAAAGGUUUGUUGUAUUUGUUUGAGAUUUUAUUUAUUGUUUUUAAACAACAGAUAAUUAUUGCUUGUUCCAUCCGAGUAUUCUCUAAUGUUAUCAUUUUUAGAUCUUUUAUUAGUAUUUAUAUUUUAUAGAAUAAGACCGCUAUUGCUCGUACUGUUGUACUAAUAACACAGUUUUCUUAACUCGUUGCUCUAGUCCUUACAUAUUUUUAUAUUUUAAAUAUAAAGCAUUAUACAUAAGUUUACAUAAUUUUAAAUGUUCAAUAACUAUGCUUUUUUUAUCCAAUAGUUACAAACACAUUAUUCAUUUAUUAAGUAUAAGUUUAAAUAAAAGUUUAGUUUAGUUUUUUUGUCAGUAAUAUUACUUAUUAUUGCAAAUUAAUAUCCAUAGAUCAUUUUGUAAUAAUAUCUAAAUCCAAGUAUAUACGUGGAAAAUGAUAAUAUUAUAUGUAAUUUCUCGUUAUUUCUACAAAUUAUGAUACAUCUAUCUCAUUUAAAUAUAUAAUGACAUAAUAUAUUAAAAAUCAUUGUGAUUCUUACAUAAUUAAGUUUCAACAGAAAAUGAAACUUCAAAUUACAGUCACUGUGUAAUAAUUAUUCAUUAUGAAAUGAAACAUGAACAAAGAUUUGUAAUAAAACUAUACUGAUAAAAACAUAUCAGUUCAUGUAUGGACAAAAAAAGGCAACUGUUUAACUUCAUGUCGACAUAAAAUUAGUCUUGAAAGAAUUAAUGCGUCUUUCGAAGAAUAAAAAUAACAUAGUAUACAGGGUGUGGCCGAAUAAUAUGUACAAGCGGGCACGAGGUGGUUCUUUAUGAAAAAAUAUGCAAUAAAAUUUGUUCAUUUAAAGCUCAGUUUUCGAGAAAAUCGAGUUUAAACAUCCUAUUUGUACGUGUGCUGUUAUGGUUGAGCAACAAUUCGUCGAGAAUCGUAUAACGCGUAUUGUGUUUGUAAACAUUGAUCUGACACUUCUUCUAACAGUUACGUGCCUAAGCAGUUAGUUUUCGAUGAUCUGUCUAACGGUGAUGUAUGUACAUACACGAUACGUUGUUACAGCAUAUGUACGAAUAGGUUUUUUAAACUCGAUUUUCUCGAAAACUAAGCUUUAAAUGAACAAAUUUUACAACAUAAUUAGUUCUUAUUUUUUCAUAAGAAACCAUCUCGUGCCCGACUUGUACACGUUAUUCGAUCGCAUCCUCUAUAAUUUGGAAAUAAGGUACAAGUGAUUAAUGAUUUUGUUUCGAUAAAACAAUUUAUUGCAGUUUCUUGAAGAAAAAAAAAAACGAUAUGCAAGGGAAAUUGUUUCCAGUUAUUCACUAAUUUACGGAAUUAUUUCAUAUGCUCAUUUUAUAUCUAUAAAAUGUGAACUACAGUGUAUUAACAAUCAAUGUACGAAUACGAAACAGUUUUAAGAGGUGUGUUGUACAGUUUUCAAGCUGGCAAGAUUUUUAAUAUUCUCGUAUUAUAUAAGUUUAUUGUAAAUUUUUAUCGAUUUGCUUAGUAGUAAUCUAUACAAAUAAAUAAAUCACAAAUUAAUAAAAUACGUAUAUUUGUGUAAGAAAUUGUUUCUUUUUUUUUUUUAAGAUGCGAUUAUAUUAACAAACAGUUUUGUACAUGUUUAAGUCAUUGGUGACGAUAAUUUUUGUUUAGUUUCAAAUUCCAUGUUUACAAGUUUUUCUGACGGAGAUGGCAAUAUAUAAAUAUUAUAUAUAUGUAUGUAUAAUAAGAUUUAAAAGUAAAGGUUAGGUUAUCUCUAAAUUGAAAAGAUGUCUCCACGUGUAUGAACUUUCAUUGGAAAAUAUCGAACCGUUUUCUAAUUAUGAUGUAAUAAACAAACAAACAUAUUUUCGA